UUUCGUUCAUUUCGUAGCCGCUCCUCCUCCACGAAUCUGUCUCUCUUGCUAUUGUAUUUUCUUUCAACGCUCAGCGAAAGUAGGAGAGAGCCCUAAAUAUCUCUCUCUAGCUUCCUCCUCCAAUCACAGCCACCAAUCAGGGAAAGUCAAAAUGGCCGAUCAGAUUCAACACCCUUCUGUUAUGAAGAAAGUAGCUGGCCAGUUCCUUCUUUCCAGUGUUUCCCAAGAUUUUGGUUGUGAUGGGGCUUUCCAGAGGCCGGCUCUAUACCAAAGGCGUGCUUAUGGAAACUACUCCAACCCUGCUUUCCAGUACCCCAUGGGACGGACAUGGGCAGCUGCCUCUGAUUUAUCUAUUGUUCCACCAACUGCUUCUUCUGUUCUUGUUCAAGCCCCCGCAGAAAAAGGUUUUGCCAGCUUUGCUAUUGAUUUCCUUAUGGGGGGAGUAUCUGCUGCUGUAUCCAAAACUGCUGCUGCUCCUAUCGAGCGUGUUAAGCUUUUGAUUCAAAACCAGGAUGAGAUGAUUAAAUCUGGCAGGCUCUCUGAACCCUACAAGGGCAUUGGUGAUUGUUUUAAGCGGACAAUUCAGGAUGAAGGGUUUGGGUCCUUGUGGAGAGGAAACACUGCCAAUGUCAUCCGUUAUUUCCCCACUCAGGCCUUGAACUUUGCAUUCAAGGAUUACUUCAAGAGGCUCUUCAACUUUAAGAAAGAUAAAGAUGGCUACUGGAAGUGGUUUGCUGGAAACUUGGCCUCAGGAGGUGCAGCUGGUGCUUCUUCCCUUCUCUUUGUCUAUUCAUUGGAUUAUGCUCGAACCCGUUUGGCCAAUGAUGCCAAGGCUGCAAAGAAGGGAGGGGGGAGGCAAUUCAAUGGGCUCAUUGAUGUCUACAAGAAAACAUUGGCUUCUGAUGGUCUUGCCGGGCUUUACCGUGGAUUUAACAUUUCCUGUGUUGGAAUCAUUGUCUACCGUGGUCUCUACUUUGGAAUGUACGACUCCUUGAAGCCAGUGCUUCUUACUGGUAGCAUGCAGGAUAGUUUCUUUGCUAGCUUUGCCCUUGGUUGGCUCAUCACCAAUGGUGCUGGCCUUGCUUCCUACCCCAUUGACACUGUUCGUAGAAGAAUGAUGAUGACAUCUGGUGAAGCUGUCAAGUACAAGAGCUCAUUUGAUGCCUUCUCUCAGAUUUUGAAGAAUGAAGGUGCCAAGUCUCUCUUCAAGGGUGCUGGAGCAAACAUCCUCCGUGCUGUUGCUGGUGCUGGUGUCCUUGCUGGUUACGACAAGUUGCAGCUGAUUGUAUUCGGCAAGAAGUAUGGAUCUGGUGGUGCUUAAAACAAAAGCUGAAUCUUCAGUCACUUAUUUUCUUUUAGGUUAGAUGGUGAUGAAAAUCUUGACUUGUGAGGAUUUAGUCCGGCGAAUUUUGCUUCAAAUAAUUCAGUUUUAGGGGAAGCCGCUCCCUGAACCAAAAUUUACAUUUUGGAUGGAAUUUUUUUUUAUUCCAAAAGAAACCUUGUGAUGGUUGUGGCCAAGGCCACAGCUGCUUCUUGGAAUUUUAGUUAUAUAAUUUAAGGAAUGCAUUUUACAGGUUACGUGAUAAAUUUACCUUUUUAUA
Messenger RNA from Populus euphratica (Euphrates poplar), 1601 nucleotides. Its product is annotated as ADP,ATP carrier protein 1, mitochondrial. The record is from RefSeq and is a predicted model, not a curated record. The transcript has 4 exons. Gene Ontology annotation, molecular function: ATP:ADP antiporter activity. Gene Ontology annotation, cellular component: mitochondrial inner membrane. Lineage: Eukaryota; Viridiplantae; Streptophyta; Magnoliopsida; Malpighiales; Salicaceae. Gene Ontology annotation, biological process: mitochondrial ATP transmembrane transport; mitochondrial ADP transmembrane transport. The coding region runs from base 152 to 1321 and encodes 389 amino acids.